ACAUGCAUUUAUAAAUAAAUAUGUUAAGCAACGUAAGAUACGUGUACAUUUCACGGAUACCGUGGCGAAAUUUAGAAAUGAUUCAAACGAAAUCCCCUUUGUUAGUAAAUGCGAGCGGGAAAAGCUCUUACAAAAAAUACGCCAAUAUUUGGGUAAUACUUCUUCUAGCCAUUACUGGCGUUACUUUGGGUUUGAUUAUUGGAUUGAGAAGUAAGCCGAACAUUCCAUUAAAACUUGGUUAUGGAGCUGUUGUUUCAAAUGGUGAUGGCUGCGCAGAUGUUGGUGGAGGGAUCUUAAAUAAAGGGGGCUCUGCAGUGGAUGCCGCCAUAGCUACAUUGUUAUGUGAAGGUGUUGUGCUGCCGCAUAGUAUGGGUGUAGGUGGCGGAUUUGUGGCUACGAUUUAUUCUAAGGAGAUGGGAAAAAUUGAAACAUUAAUCGCGCGAGAAACGGCUCCGGCCGCCGCAGAUGAAAAUAUGUUUAUUGAUAGAAAAAUUACAGGCGCUAUUGCCGCUGCUAUACCGAGUGAAAUAUAUGGAUAUUAUUGUUUGCAUGCCAAAUUUGGCAAAUUGCCUUGGAAGAUAUUAUUUGAACCAGCAAUUGAUUUAUGUUUUAACGGUCUUGCAGUAUCAAAAUAUUUGGCGCAGGUACUGCAGCUAUAUGGCGACCACAUACGAAAUGAACCCUCAAUGGCUGAAAUUUUUAUUAAUCCUGAUACCGAUGAUUUGUUCAAAGAAGGUGAAAUUAUGUACCGUAGGAAAUUGGGUGAAACGCUUCAGAUUGUAGCUGAAGAAGGUCCAGGUGUGAUCUAUAAGGGAGGCAGAAUUGGUAAAAAGCUUGUACAGGAUAUAAAAGAAAUGGGUGGAAUAAUUACGGAAGCAGAUUUGCAGAAUUACCAAGUUCGAUGGGAGGAAUCAGUGGAAGUCCAUUUUGAGAAUGGCUUCACCUUGCACACAACUCCUUUGCCAACCAGUGGCGUUGUGCUGGCUUUUAUACUUAACGUGAUGGGAGCCAUGUAUACUACAAAUGAAACAGUUUUUUGGCAUCGUUUGGUUGAGACUUUCAAGCAUGCAUAUGGACAUCGAACUUCUCUGGGCGAUAUUUACUUUGAGCCGCACGUUACUGUAAACUAUAAUAAAUUGCUUGAUGUAAGCUUUGCUGUGGAGUCUAGAAAGCUUAUUUCGGAUGAUCUAACCUAUGCUGAUUUCGCCCACUAUGGCGCGAACUUUACAAAUGAAGAGGAUCAAGGUACAGCAAAUAUUGCGGUCUUGGCACCGAAUGGAGAUGCAAUUGCAGUAACGAGUACAGUCAAUAGCCACUUUGGCUCAAAAGUUCGGUCGCGUCAAACGGGUAUAAUACUUAAUGAUGAAAUGGAUGACUUCUCCACUCCAGGAGUUAUAAACGCUUAUGGCAUCCCCUCAUCGCCGUCUAAUUAUAUCAAGCCCGGGAAGCGUCCUUUAAGUUCGACAUGUCCUAGCAUUGUGCUGGAUCAAAAUGGAGAUGUUAAGCUAAUGGUUGGUGGUGCCGGUGGAUCUCGAAUUACGACUUCUGUUGCACAGGUUAUAUUACGGUAUUUAAUGCUGAACAAUACUAUACAGGAGUCGCUUGAUGCUGGUCGAGUACACCAUCAGCUGGCACCAAUGCGAGUGGACGUAGAGCCUGAAGUAUCAGACACCAUUAAUAAUUAUCUGUUAAAAGUUGGACAUGAAAUUAACUACCUGUCUGGAGACAAAACAUACUCAGCCCUAACUGCUAUCGGCUUAAAGACUGAAGUACCUCAACCCGCUUGUGAUCGUCGUCGAGUAGGCAGUUGGACAAUUAUUAAUUCAAAUCCUUAGUGUUUAGGUUCAAUUUUCCUGUGAACUUACCCUUACGUCCA
Molecule: messenger RNA, 1876 nt
Organism: Ceratitis capitata (Mediterranean fruit fly)
Lineage: Eukaryota; Metazoa; Arthropoda; Insecta; Diptera; Tephritidae
Product: glutathione hydrolase 1 proenzyme
Exons: 7
Coding region: 21-1835 (604 amino acids)
Biological process (GO): glutathione catabolic process
Cellular component (GO): plasma membrane
Molecular function (GO): glutathione gamma-glutamate hydrolase
Source: RefSeq, a predicted model, not a curated record